Rhododendron vialii is the source of this 651-nucleotide messenger RNA. RefSeq lists its product as uncharacterized. The record is from RefSeq and is a predicted model, not a curated record. Bases 214 to 651 code for a protein of 145 amino acids. The transcript has 3 exons. Lineage: Eukaryota; Viridiplantae; Streptophyta; Magnoliopsida; Ericales; Ericaceae.
GGCAGGUAACAUUGUGUCCAUCUUCUGAUACAAGUUUAUUUCGUGCGCGGCACAUGUAAAUAUAACCUUAAGCCCACGAUUCCGGCAUUUUGAAAUGCUAAAUAUUUUCAGGGGCAAUGUUUUGCUUCAGCAUACCAUGAUUCUGAGGUUACUGCUAGGAGCAUCAUUAUUUGAGAUGACUCUUAUCUUGGGUAGAUAUUUCUUUUUUAGGCCAUGACGUUAAUAACAACUGGGACUCACAAGCAAAUUGCAUUAUGGCACCUUGGAUUGAACCCCAAUAUUGAUGGAAAGCUCUCAACGGAAAAGGUUUGGGAGAUGGAGUGGAACAUCAGUGGAAUGACACUAGCAACCACUGGAGGUGAUGGCGUGCCCACGUUUCUUCUUCUUCCCUGGCACAACCACCCUUUUAACUUGAAGGCUUGCAUGGAUGAUUACGGAGGGAUCGAACGUUGUGUUUUCACUGUCAACUCAAUCUCUGACCCAAUCAACAUCGAAGAACCACUGCAGCUAGAAGCACCCCAACCACAACCGGCUCAACCCCAACCUCCAAAAACACCAAACAGCUCCAGAGUUAGCUCACCAACAUGCUACAGCGACAUGGAAGAAGACGAAUCUGCACAGCCUCUGAAACACAAACAGAAGAAAGAAUAG